This is a messenger RNA of Papilio xuthus (Asian swallowtail), 2190 nucleotides long. It is a transcript of the gene Ssdp, whose product is annotated as Sequence-specific single-stranded DNA-binding protein. The record is from RefSeq and is a predicted model, not a curated record. Gene Ontology annotation, molecular function: protein binding; single-stranded DNA binding. NCBI's taxonomy places the organism in Eukaryota, Metazoa, Arthropoda, Insecta, Lepidoptera, Papilionidae. Gene Ontology annotation, biological process: positive regulation of transcription by RNA polymerase II. Gene Ontology annotation, cellular component: nucleus.
ACGCCAAAUGUCGCCAUCGAUCAAUGACGUUUUGUGAAGUUGAAUUUAUUGAUAUAAAGCGUUAAUGUAAAUAAUAAACAAUUCCAACAUAAACGUCGGCUUCCAGUCGAUAUGUAUGCCAAGGGCAAAGGCUCUACAGUGCCUUCGGACGCUCAAGCUCGUGAAAAGUUGGCACUUUAUGUGUACGAGUACUUGCUACACGUUGGGGCGCAGAAAGCGGCACAGACAUUUCUGUCCGAAAUACGAUGGGAGAAGAAUAUAACGCUCGGAGAACCCCCCGGGUUCUUACAUUCGUGGUGGUGCGUGUUUUGGGAUCUGUAUUGCGCGGCACCUGAGAGACGUGACUCUUGCGAACACUCAUCAGAGGCGAAGGCUUUUCACGACUAUGGAUUUGUCAAUUCCGGGUACGGAGUGAAUGGAAUUGGUCAUAAUGCCGGACCGGCGCCACCUAAUGACGGUAUGGGAGGUGGUGGUAUGCCACCAGGCUUCUUCCCCAAUUCAUCACUGCGGCCGUCACCUCCCGCACCACAUCCAGGUUCGCAGCCAUCUCCGCAUGGACCACAGGCACAGCUUAUGGGCACGGGCCAGCCGUUCAUAGGGCCGUGGUACUCUGGUGGGCCACGGUCAGGUGUCAGGAUGGGGAUGGGCAAUGACUUUAAUGGUCCUCCAGGUCAAGGUAUGAUGGGCAACUCUUUGGAGCGCGGUGGAGGAGGUGGUGCGGCGUUGCUGGGCGGGCCGCGUAUGACUCCGCCCCGCCCCGGCUGCGGGCCUAUGAGCCCUGGCGCUUGGCGAGGCCCUCCGCCACAAGGACCAGGCAUGCCACCAAUGGGCAUGGGCCCGCGUAGCGCAUGGUCUGGUGGUGGAGGAGGCGGGGGUGCAGCGCCCCUUAACUAUAGCGGGGGCUCGCCCGGCGCAUACGGAGCCCCGCCGGGCUCCAAUGGUCCUCCAGGACCUCCAACACCGAUAAUGCCGAGCCCUCAAGACUCUUCGAACUCAGGCGGUGACAACAUGUACACCCUGAUGAAGCCGGUGGGUGGCGGAGCCCUAGGGUCGGAGUUCCCGCUCGCCGGCGAGCACGGGCCUGCGCCGCCGCACCUGCCGCAGCCGCCCGCCGCGGAAGGGCUAGGUGGAGUGGACGGCAUGAAAUCGUCCCCGGGGGGCGUCGGCGGCGGGGGGCCGGGGACUCCGAGAGAGGACUCUGGAUCAGGAAUGGGUGAUUACAACUUAAGUUUCGGUGGACCCGGCGGCGAUCAGAAUGACCAAACGGAAUCGGCAGCGAUAUUAAAAAUAAAGGAAAGCAUGCAGGAAGAGGCGAAACGUUUCGAAAAGGAUCCCGAUCAUCCGGACUAUUUUAUGCAAUGAGUGACGCGUCGACCCCGCCAACUUGCCAAAUAAACAGUGAAAUAUCGUCGUAUUCCAAUCCAAAUGAAGGCUUACAUUCACUUUGACACACUGGAACAGGCGCGAUGAGAAACAUCAAACAUAUGGGAGUGUUCUCGUGGAGCAGUGCGAUUUACUCGACUUCAAGUAAGUGAAACCGGUUUGUACCGGUUUAUCUUGCAUCUUAUAGCCAAUUUGGACACGUGUGCCCGCGUACUUGAACAGCUACUAACUGUGGCACUCAGAAUUAAAGCCCCUUAGUGUCGAUUUAUGUGAAAAAUACACCUAACAUCUGACCAAUAAACUAGUGGCUACAUUUGUAAAGUUAAAUCUCUGAAAUCUAUAAAGUUUCUGAGAUCAAAUAAUCUGUAUGAAACAUAUCGUCAUCCCUGUGAUUAUCUUUGACAUAACAGAGACAUAUGUUUUUAAAUGGAGAUUGGUCUCAGAAACCCACGGUUAGUGUAAAGCAGUUAGUGUCUAUUUUUAAGUAAGGCUUUCAUUUGGAAUAAUGGAUAAACUAUUUGUUUAUUUAACAAAGUAUUCUCAUGAUCUCAAGAUUACAAAACAAAUAUCUUGGCGGGUUGGACGUAGUUUACGAUCUGAUAGUGUCUUCAUAUAUCUACGGCUCGGUCAUUCGGUAAAUAAAAAAAAAAUAUUUAUUAGAUUUUAAUUUUAUAUAAAUGUUGCAAAUUAUCGGUUUUCGAUGACGUUUUUCAUCGGUUUAGUUAUCGAUAUGCUGUCGGAACAUCACUAAUGCUGUCUAUUUGACGUUUCGUGCCAAUUUUUUUUAUAUUGAUUUCGUUCAUCAAA